AUGAUCGGAUUUCGAAAGUAUCCGAAAGAAGGUGGUCAUAGACAACAAUGGUUUCGUCGAUUGUUCUUUUGGCACUGGUUUGUUAACUAUUUUCCGAUUCGUUUACAUAAAACAUGUGAUCUAUCUCCUGAUUGUUCUUAUAUAUUUGGUUAUCAUCCACAUGGAAUUAAUUGCCUUGGAGGUAUUGGUAAUUUUGCUACGGAAGCUACGAGUUUUGAAAAUUUAUUUCCUGGUAUUAAUCUUCGUUUUCUUGUAUUGAACUCCAAUUUUGGAAUACCAUUUUUCGAAAUAAUUCUAACAAUGAUGGGUAUAUGUGAUGUAUCGAAAGAAUCGUGUAAUUAUAUUUUAAAACAAGGCAAAGGCAACAGUAUUAUGUUAGUUAUUGGUGGUUCUAGAGAAGUACUAGAUGCACGUCCAUCUUGUGAGUAUUUAUUAACGCUUAAAAAUCGUAAAGGUUUUAUUAAAAUUGCUCUGGCAAAUGGUGCAAGUCUAGUUCCUGUGUUUUCAUUUGGUGAAAAUGAUCUAUACGAACAAGAUCCUAACCCACGCGGUUCGAAAUUAAGAAAAGUGCAAAUGUUUCUACAACAAAAGACAGGCUAUGCCUUACCACUAUUUUAUGGACGUCGCAUUUUUCAAUCUAAAUUUGGAUUGUUACCUUAUCGACAUCCGAUUGAUACGUAUAUUGGUGAACGGAUUAAAAUACCAAAAUUAUCUCCUGAACACAUUACACCUGAAAUAGUUGAUGAAUAUCAUGAGAAAUAUCUAACAGGCAUGGCUUGUUUUGGUCCAGCAUCCGGUCUACGUACAAUGAUCUUUUCUCGUUAUAGUUGGGGUUAUUAUAGUGCUUCGAUAAUGUCGAUAGUCAAUGUUAUGUCAGCCAUCGGUUGGGCAGUUGUUAAUAGUAUCAACGGUGCGCAAACAUUACGUGUUGUAUUCAAUGAUUCAUUCCCUAUAACUGUUGGAAUAAUUAUAAUUGCUAUUAUAACGAUGAUCAUCUCAUUUAUAGGUUAUAAAUGGAUUCAUAUCUAUGAACUUUAUUCAUGGAUACCAGUAUUUAUAGGAUAUUGUAUAUUAGCAGGAGUUGAUGUCAAAUAUUUUACAAAUAGUGAAAUGACAAAUCAAAAUUGGAAACAAGCAUAUGAAAUAGAUAAUGUGGGUGGAUUAUUGCGUGCCAUUCUAUCACCUCUUCGUGGUUUUGGGAAAUUUAUAUUUAUUCUAUUUUCAUUAUCAAUUGUUGCAUGCAAUAUACCGAAUCUUUAUUCAUUAUCAUUAUCUACACAAGUUAUUGCACCAAUAUUUAGUCGUAUACCACGUUUUCUUUAUACAGUUAUUGGUACUGCAGCCUAUGUUCUAUUAGCUAUUGUAGCUGCAAGUAAAUUUAAUGGUGCAUUAACAUCAGUUAUGGGUAUAUCUUCAUAUUGGUCUGCAAUAUUUAUGGUUAUUGUAUUUGAAGAUCAUAUAUUAUUUCGACGUUGUUCAUUUCGAAAUUACAAUUUUAGUAUAUGGAAUUCUUCUAAACUAUUACCAAUUAGUUUAGCUGCUAUUCUAUCGGCAUUAGUUGGUGUAGCUGGUAUUAUACUUGGAAUGUCACAAAUUUGGUUUAGUGGACCAAUAGCAAAAGCUAUUGCAGAAGAUACGGAUAUCGAAGGUGCAGAUAUUGGCUUUGAAGCUGGAUUUAUAUUUACAGCAGCUGCUUUUCCAUUAUUUAGACUCAUUGAACUGGAUUUUAUUCGACGAUGA
Messenger RNA from Rotaria sp. Silwood1, 1740 nucleotides. The record is from the annotation of a GenBank genome assembly. NCBI's taxonomy places the organism in Eukaryota, Metazoa, Rotifera, Eurotatoria, Philodinida, Philodinidae.